Molecule: messenger RNA, 2216 nt
Organism: Rhipicephalus sanguineus (brown dog tick)
Lineage: Eukaryota; Metazoa; Arthropoda; Arachnida; Ixodida; Ixodidae
Product: RYamide neuropeptides-like
Exons: 4
Coding region: 201-467 (88 amino acids)
Source: RefSeq, a predicted model, not a curated record
GCGGUGCGAGCAGUGCCAAGCAGCGGGGCAGCAGGAGACAAGGUCCGUCAUACAAGGGAGGAAAGAAGUGCAGCGCCAUCUCUCGCCUAGCGACAGAGCUCCGGAGUUUUUUAUUCCGACUCGGGCCGCCGACACCGGGACCCAUUCGACCCACCGACGCAGUCUUCUAGAAGCCGUGCCCCGUCAGCAUCAGCAUCGCCAUGUUGAACGCCCGCACGUGGGCCGUCGCCCUGCUCGCCCUGCUUGUGCUGAGCGUCACCUCGGCUGGCAAGGGCGCGCCCCAGUUCGUGCCCAACGGCCGGUACGGCCGCCGGAGCGUCACGCCGCCUCUCGCUGGUGUAUCCAGAGAUCUGACGGUGAACUUCUUCGGAGAUUCAAGCAUAUCCUGCGCUUACACGGGAUUCGCAGACAUCUACAGGUGUUCCAGGAAAGCAUCCGAGGAUUACAAGGACACGUCAUUCGAAUGAAAGUGACCCCCGGCCGACUCCACCUAGCGGCGGUGACAUCCGACUUCUCCCCAAUUGUGUUCGCUACGAUCGGAAAAGCGGAAGAUGGCGGAUACGAAUGGCACCGCAUCCAAAAGAAAAAAUGUGUUUUCUGUUUCGACAAAACCCCGCCGAAUUUCCUCUAGCUAGGGCAAUGCAGUUACAGUAAAACCACGAGGUGCUAAACUACGAGGCUGGACUAUAAAGUAUCGCGAAAUAAAUUCGUUCGUUUCCUGGUCUAUACUUGUGAGACGGGGCAAUACCGAACACCAAUUGACUGUGAGAAUUAUUUCGAGCGUGUGCGAACGACUUGAUAGUUCCACGAAACAAGUAAAAACUAUGCGUGCUGAAGGUGUGUCCACGUGCGCCUCUUUGAGACCAUUCUUGUCUUCUUCAAUAAUGUCAACCCCCCCCCCCCCCACCCACUCUCGGUCUAUUGUUGAAGGACCAUACACUCACGUUUGACGCGAGGCACCUCGUCGAAUACGCGUUUCAUGGCCUCUUAGAUAGCGCAGAAGCGAUGUUUCCUUUAUCCGAUGACCUUCUUGGAUGAACAAAGUUUUUGCCAGCGACAAUCUCGCAGGAAAAAAAAACGAAAAAAAUAUGUGCGCUUCGCUUUCUCGAGUGCCCGACCACUACAUGUUAACACAUCUCCAAUUUUGAAGUCUCGAUCAGAACGUUUCGCUCAAAUUAGACAGCGCAUUUAGCAACGAGUGUUCUCGCAUUGUGCUUGAAUUGAGCACCUCCUUCCUAGCAACUACGAUACCAAAGUUCUUUCUCGAAGCACGCGUCUUAGUCGUCCAAAAGUUUCAGGCUUUGCUCGUAAUCCUCUUUAAAGAACGCCGUCGAUUUACGGCCGCGAACGUAGGCAGGCUGAGGACGCGUCCAUCCGCAAAAGAGCGCGACUAUGUAUUACGUCCUUUAAGAUUUGGAAGUUGCCAGCGAAGUACACAGUCUUCAGAACUUAAGCCACUUACCUGAGAUAUAUCUCGCUUAUACAGUGUCAUUGUGAAUUCACACCGACACCACUGGCUUAUAAAUAACUCCUAAUUACGCAUUUUCGGGAUUUCAUUAUUAUGUAUCUUUCAUCGUGUAGCUACUAUCCUCUCGAAAGUUGGCCGGUUCUCUGUACACGAUACGGCAUAGUAUGGCUCGGACUGUAUACCUCUGAAGUCGUCAAUUCACACAGGAGAGCCCCGAUUUGCAUGAACGAGGAUUGCGAACAGAACAGUCGAGUAGUGGUUUCACGAUGACAGCGUUCUUAAUCCGUACAACGUCCCCUAGAUAUGCAUCGCGGAGAACUGCGUUUCCCGUUGCCCAACGGCUCACCACCAUCCCUCAAGUCCCACUGGCAUUCUAGAAAACUUAGCCAAUACGUCCUACGCGCGUCGCUUUACUUGCCUAACUUGUUUUUCGCUUGUUUUUUGCCGGCUGAUCUCGCGCGACGCGUGGACUCUGCAGGUACGAGGACCGUUUGGCCGCGCGUCAAACGUGAAGGCGAAUGGAUCCCUUACAAUAACCGGGUAAACCUUAUCGUAGGGUCAAAAUGAGAUGAGCUUACACCUCUGGUGAUAAGACCUACUUUACUUCCUUCUCUGGUCAGAGCGCACGACCUGUGAGACAAUCCCCGAGGAAGCGGCAUGUCCGAAAACAUGGCAUCUCCUUUGCGCCCGGACAACGUUCAAGCUGGAUGAUAUUCUGUACUAAAUAAAGGUGACCCACAUACCAACA